GCAGUGCGUGUUAAUAAAUGAAAUAGAGGAGGAAAAGAAAGAAGAAAAAACGAGAAAGAAAGGCCGUGUCAGUAAGUCGGAGUCGGUUCAUGACAAAAUAAUCCUGCUUAUGAAUGUGCAUAAACUGAAUAUCUGAGCGAAAUGCACUCUAACGGAUUAUACAUCUCCGUCACGACGACAGUUAUAUUAGCGGAAAUGGAGUGCGGUGUCGUGUAACACUCGCGUCUCGUCCCGUCUCGAUUUAGUCCUAAGCAAACAAAGAGGCCGAGCUUCCGGAACGAGAAGCGCUCUUGGCGCCACAAAAUCUCCGCGUCUAUGUAAUCUCCGCGCGUAUGUAAACCUUGCCGAUUGAAAAACACGUCGACUCGACAGAAUCAAAAUAACAAUCGCCGAAUGGUCAAACUUGCGAGAGUCUGCUAGUCGAGAUCUCGUCUGAAGGUCGCUUUUUUUACCGACGACAAUUUCCCAUGAAAUUUUGAGCUGUCACGCUCCACGUGCUUUUCUUUCCUUUCGAUCUGUACUCUUUUAUUAGAUCUGUAAUCUUUUAUCAGAUGUCCCCGUGAUGUCACGAUCUGAAGAAGCAUGUGUGUGUGUCGUGUGCGUAUCGCACAGGAAACAAUUAUGUUUUUCCACCAUUCGAGAUAUGCUCAGUAAUAGAACCCUUCAUGAAAGUUGCGCUGAUUUCAGAAAAAUACCGCGUCAAUGUAACAGAAAUAAUCGAUUGCACUGACCACAGCAUGCAAGCUAUGCGUAAAUAGAGAUCCUCGAACAUUCGACGGCCCAGUGCGCACUCCACACACGGAUACACACACACACACACACACACAUAGAGGGAGAGAGAGAGAGAGAGAGAGAGAGAGAGAGAGAGAGAGAGAGAGAGAGAGAAAGUCACUCUUUCAAAGUAUGCGAAAUCGCUUCCAACCAGUUUGACUCGUGAGAAUUCAAUUUCUCGGCCCAAUUCAACGAUAUUUAUCUCGUCUCUGCAGGGCUUCGCGCGAACCGCAAAUGAACGGCUCUGCGUUCGAGAACACAAGCAAUUUACAACACACGUGAAAUCCCCGCCUGCGAUUUUUUACUCACCAGAGAAUAAUCAUAUUAUUCUCUCGUCCAUACACACGGUUGUAAAAAAAUUCGGAGAGAUUUUUUCCAGGGAAGUUAGGAGCGCUACAAGUUGUCAUAAUUGCGAGUUAUUGCCGAUUAGUUUGUCCACUAGCCGGUUAUGACAGGAGCCAAAGUGACAAUAAACAUUGCUUCUUUAUUAUACGCUCUUAUCUCAUAGAUGAUAGUGUAAUAAAUAUGUUCACUCUUUUUAAUUCUUUAUUGCACCGAUGAUGUUAAAUAUCUCAUAUAUUGUCACUUCAACUCUUGUCAGCUCAAGAGAAUAAUUCGCAUUUGAUACGUUCUUAACUUCAUCGGGAAAAAAAAUGUCCAUUUCUAACAACACUGAUUAAAGCUUAAUCUGCGUGCAAAUGCUAAUCAGACGAAGAUUUAAACUCGGGCUAAGGUUUCAACCUACGUCAGUAGAAGCAGGUAUAAAAUGUUUCUGUAACCGAGUGUAGCGACAGUACAGAGCGACCUGUUUCCUUUUUCCCCACUUUAUUUUUUUUAUUUCUUUACGCAUGCGCUACGUACGAUUUUAUUUCGCCUCGGAAAUCUCGGUGUAUAUCUUUCUCGCGGUUAUCGAAGUGCAUAGAGAUAUUAAAAGCGUCGCCUCGGGCAAAAUUCGCGGACGAAAAUGGAAUACGUUCGUCGACGUGGCGGAAGUUACGAGAUCCCGGCGACGAUUUCGCCGGUAUUACUUCCACCGCGGUCAUUAUUACAUCGCCUACGCGUUCUCGAACGUACCCCGGCGCGGUAUACGCGAAAGUUCGUCCAUCCGUCCGUCCGUCCGUCCGUCCGUCAGUCGCUCGGCCGCGUGUACAUCGAGUCCUCCGAAAAGGAGGAGAGAUGACACGCGUACCGGGUGUACGACGAUUGAUUAGGGUCAUCCCCGCGGCAACCAAUGGACAAACACAAAUAAAACCGGCGGACACCCUGGAGCGAACCCGCGGAGCGUCCUCAGUAGACAGCUGACCGGUUUCUACGCGUAAUAUCCGCUUUGAGCUUUCGACGUGCAGAAGACGGCAACGAAUCUCGAAAGACAGAAAGAGAGUGAAAGAGCGCGCGAGAGAGAGAGAGAGUGAAGGAGAAAAGGAGAGACCGAAUCAGUUCGGGAGGGAAAAGCCGGCAGUCCGAUGCCAUAACGGCGACUACGUUUCCACCCUCGAGCCGUAACUGGACCGCGAAGGCCGCAUUUCCACCCCGGCGUCCUACUUCUCUUGCACGCGCCGCUCGUUCGCUCGCUUGUUCACUCUCCAAGUCCGAAGCAACGAUACCCAGCCCGAUAUAAACGCGCAAUUACACCUAAUCGCGCUGGAAAUACUCCGGAAAUACUCUUCCCGCAGGAAGCGACGAAUUCUCACCUCACGCGGUGUCGCUUAGCGACGACGAGGAACGCUGAUGAGUGAUAUCGCGCGGAGCCACUUGUAGCUGCGACUGUUGUUAGCCUUAUUUAGCGUACCCUUGCAAGUCAAAUUACUUUCGACGUUCUCCCCGUCGCUGGGCCAGCCUCCUCGCGUGUUCGUUUUCGAUUCCGACGCAUCAGCGAUCAUGGCAUUCGGCGGUCGCGGUGUCGCCGGGAUUUGUAUUCUGCACGUUCUGUCAGCGACUUUUACGGCCCACGGGGCGGAGGAGGGCUUGUCGAGCGACAAGCAGAAACCGACGCAGUCGCGACCGGUGAAUCUCUGUAGGUUUCACUUACUCGUCGGAAUGGAUGAAUGGGGAGGGGGUGUGAUGGCGAAGCCUCGCGCGGUCGUAAACAUAUUUCACGAUUGAUCACGCCGUAAUGUAUCGUUAUCGACUGACGCGUUCGUUAUCGCGUAAAGGGAGAUCUCGCGAUCUCCUUGGGACGGAGGUCGCGGUGAAGCCUCCGCCUGCUCGAGCGUUCAAUUUUCCGACGAAAUGUUCCAAUCCGAAGAUGUAUUGUACUCAGCGCGCGCGUAAUUGUCUGUUGCAGCGAGGCGUAGCUUUCUUCCUAGACUAGAGCGAUUUUUUCGCGGCGUUUCAAGGCACCGUAGGAUGUUAUUACUUAAGAUUAAUCGUCCGACUCGACUUCACCUGAUUUUUCUUUUUGCAUGCCGCGUCGACGAUACCUUUCUCCUCUGCGAUUAGUUAUAAUUAAUGACAUGAAGAACGAGAUCGCCAACGUGAGUGUGACCAACGCUCUGAAGACUCUGCGGGAAAAGUUUCCGGGUUACUUGGGCCAGAUACGGACGGUGCAGAUGAACGAGACCGAUGUCGGCGAGAUCAUCAACGACAUGUGUCAAGCUUGGAGCUCGGCCAUCAGCCAGGGCGGCUCUACUGUUCCCGACUUGGUCUUGGAUAUGUCGAUGUCCGGCAUGAACGCUGAGAUCUCUAGCUCGAUCACCGCGGCUCUCGGACUGCCAACCUUGUCUGCUCAGUAUGGGCAAGAGGACGACAUUCAGUACUGGAGGAACCUGGACACCGACCAGAGAAACUAUUUGAUCCAGGUGAUGCCGCCGGCCGACCUGGUGCCAGAGGCGAUCCGGCAGCUGGCGAUCCUCCUGAACAUCACCAACGCCGCCAUCCUGUUCGACAAGAACUUUGUGAUGAAUCACAAAUACAAGAGCCUGCUGCUGAACGUACCCACGAGACAUGUCAUUAACGAAAUGGAAACCACGACGGACGGGGUGCGGCUGCAACUGUCGGGGCUGCGGGACCUCGAUGUGGUGAAUUAUUUUCUGCUGGGCACCAGCGACUCCGUCAACAUUGUGUUGGACAGCGGAGAGUCGUUGAGCUUCACCGGCAACAAGUACGGCUGGUUCGUCCUCACUUUGGACGAUGAGAUGUGGCCGAGCUGUUUGUGCGAGAACAUCACGGUACUGUUCAUGAAGCCGCAGCCGCCGGCAGCCGCGGACGACAAGAAUCAGGCGGAAUUCGCGGCGAGGGCGGGUCUUCCGAAGCCGCUCAUCACCUCCGGCUUUUACUACGACCUCACUCUGCUGGGCGUCAGGGCGAUGAAGUUGGCCCUGGACGACGGUGAGUGGCCGCUGGAGCCGCGUCAUAUCGAUUGCGACAACUACAACGGCACGAACCGACCCACGAGAGGAUUGGACCUGUUCGCCAAGCUCACGGCGAUCUCGAAGGACAUGACACCGACGUACGCCGGCAUCAAUUGGGGUACGAAAAACGGCGAGCACUACGCGUCAUUCACCAUGGACAUGUACAUGGUGAACAUCGAGCGCGAGAAGAUCACGUUGAAGGUGGAGAGCGGGGUCUGGCAGUCGGGCAUCGAGUCGACCUUGCAGGUCACCAACGAAGAGGUCAUGAACAACACCGCGGUGACGAGCUACCGAGUGGUCAGCGUGCAACACCCACCCUUCGUCAUGUACGACAACAAGACCAAUAAGUGGUACGGCUUCUGCAUCGACCUGCUGAACGCGAUCCGCGAGACCGUGCCGUUUGAGUACGAGAUACGCGAGGUUGAGGACCAGAAUUACGGGACGCUCAGUGAGAAUGGCAGCUGGAACGGCAUGAUCCGCGAGCUGAUAGAGAAGCGCUCCGACAUCGCCCUCGGCUCGCUCUGGGUCAUGGCGGAGCGGGAGAAGGUCGUGGAUUUCACUGUGCCGUACUACGACCUGGUCGGCCUGACGAUCAUGAUGCUGAAGACGAAGACGUCGACGUCGCUCUUCAAGUUCCUCACCGUGCUGGAGAACGAGGUCUGGCUGUGCAUAUUGGCGGCGUACUUCUUCACCAGCUUCCUCAUGUGGAUGUUCGACCGUUGGUCGCCGUACAGCUACCAGAACAACCGCGAGAAGUACAAGGACGACGAGGAGAAGAGGGAGUUCAACUUGCGUGAGUGCUUCUGGUUCUGCAUGACCUCGCUGACGCCGCAGGGCGGCGGCGAAGCGCCGAAGAAUCUGUCGGGAAGAUUGGUGGCGGCCACGUGGUGGCUCUUCGGCUUCAUCAUCAUCGCGUCUUACACGGCCAACUUGGCCGCGUUCCUCACCGUGUCCAGACUGGAGAUACCGAUUGAGACUCUGGAGGAUCUCAGCAAGCAAUACAAGAUACAGUACGCUCCUACGCUCAAUUCGCCGGCGUUCACCUAUUUCCGGAGGAUGGCGGACAUCGAGGCGCGAUUUUACGAAAUUUGGAAAGACAUGAGCCUGAACGAUAGCCUGUCCGACGUGGAGAGAGCGAAAUUGGCCGUGUGGGAUUAUCCGGUUAGCGAUAAGUACACAAAGAUGUUCCAAGCGAUGAAGGAGGCCGGAUUUCCGGCCGAUAUGAAUGAGGCGCUCAAGCGAAUUCGACGUCAAGGCUCGUACGCGAACAACGAGUUCGCCUAUAUUGGCGAUGCGUCAACCAUCAAGUACCUCGCCAUGACGAAUUGCGAUCUGGCCCAAGUGGGGGAGGAAUUUUCGAGGAAGCCGUACGCUAUCGCCGUUCAGCAGGGCUCGCCGCUCAAAGAUCAAUUUAACAACGCGAUUCUCAUACUAUUGAACAAGAGGAGACUGGAGAAGUUGAAGGACAAGUGGUGGAAGUACAAUCCCGCGAGGAAGAACUGCGACUUGGAGAACGAUCAGAGCGACGGUAUCAGUAUUCAUAACAUCGGCGGUGUGUUCCUCGUGAUCUUCGUGGGCAUCGUCUUCGCCUGCCUCACGUUGGCAAUCGAAUACUGGUAUUACCGACAUCGAGCGAAAGUCAGUGAAUUGCACAAAGACGCCUCGCCCAGGACGAAAAUCAUGAAGACAAUAAAGCCGAUCAGGCUCAAUCUGCAGCCUGCCCCGACGCACGGUGUGCAACCUUCACAGUUUAGAUCGCGAUUCUAGAACAUUUGGACGUUCGAGGACUUUGCUUGUGGAAACACGGAGAAAGAAAUUGUAGAAAUCAUCGCACAAAGAAAUUAAAUCUUUUCAGAUAUA
This is a messenger RNA of Harpegnathos saltator (Jerdon's jumping ant), 5981 nucleotides long. It is a transcript of the gene Ir25a, whose product is annotated as ionotropic receptor 25a. The transcript is spliced from 5 exons. The record is from RefSeq and is a predicted model, not a curated record. Gene Ontology annotation, cellular component: membrane. Gene Ontology annotation, biological process: monoatomic ion transport. Gene Ontology annotation, molecular function: signaling receptor activity; ligand-gated monoatomic ion channel activity. Lineage: Eukaryota; Metazoa; Arthropoda; Insecta; Hymenoptera; Formicidae. The coding region runs from base 3174 to 5888 and encodes 904 amino acids.